AUGACAGAUAACAAAGCCCAACAGCGCUGUAUCGCGAAUGGAGUCGCCGCCAAGACGCGAAAACAUCCAAAGAUCUACAGGGAGCUUGAGUUGCAGGUGGACACCGAGAUAAGAUGCCGGGGUACCAUAUAUCAGUUCCUCGGCGUAAUCAUGGUUAACAAGAACGUUCAAAGGUUCAAAGAGGCAGUGAUACUCAAGUCGGAUGAGUCGCAGCAUGAGGAGGUAAGCGCCUGGUCUAACCGGGACUUGAUCCCGUUGCCGCCUUCUCGUCGCACUUGGGGUUGGUUCAACUUCUUUGGUUCCUGGUCACUGUCUUCCCUCAAUGUAGCAACAUGGCAGACCCCCAAUACCUUUCUCACCCAAGGACUCUCCGUCGGUCAAGCCAUGGCUGUCAUCGUCGUCUCCCGAGCUUUAUGUUGCUUGUUCGCAGUCCUCGUCGCUUGGUGCGGUCUGACUUGGCACAUCGGCUUCACGGUGCAGAACCGAUACACGUGGGGCUUCCGGGCAAGUUACAUACCGCUGAUGCAGCGCAUAUUGCUGAAUUUCAUAUGGAAUGCUCUGCAAUGCUGGAACGGCGGUAAACUCGUGACCGUUUGCAUCACCGCCAUUUGGCCCUCAUUCGCGAAGAUCCCCAACACUCUCAGCGCCAGCACACCGACGACGACUUAUGAACUCAUCGGUUUUAUUGUUUUCUGGGUUAUCUCAAUACCUUUCCUGUUCAUCCGGCCCGAACGAUUCAAGAAGCCUUUCUUCGUCUCAUCUGUCGCAUGUGGUGCAGGCAUGGUGGCUCUGCUAAUCUGGUCGCUCACCGUCGCAAAAGGCGUCGGCCCCAUUUUCUACCAAGGCCAGAGCGUCUCUUCUGGUUCCCGCUGGAGCGUCUCAUGGCUCAUGAUGGCGGGGAUCAACCAAGCCAUCGGUCAAAAGGCUGCCGGUAUGACCAACAGCAGUGACUUCUCCCGUUACGCAAAGAACAAGAGAGACUACAUCAUCGGCACGGUGUCCGUAUACUGGAUCACCGGUGUGCUGGUUUGUCUUGCCGGAUUGAUCACCACCGCAGCCUGUCAGAAGAUCUACGGAAACAUUUGGUGGAACCCUCCCGACCUAUUGAUGGUCAUGAUGGAUCAUGGCGAAGGCUCCUCUGCAUCCCGCGCCGCAGUGUUCUUCCUCUCCCUUGCAUUCGCCUUCACCUCAAUGUUCGAAAACGUCUGCUCCAACGCCGUCGCAGGCGGGAUCGAUCUCGCCGGCCUCUUCCCCCGCUACAUCGACAUCCGCCGCGGUGCCCUCAUCACCUUCUUCGCCGCCUGGAUCAUCCAGCCCUGGCAGCUGAUCAACCAAGCCGCCACCUUCGUCGCCGUCCUCAACUCCUUCGCCGUCUUCCUCGCGCCCAUCAUGGGCGUCAUGGUCUGCGACUUCUUCCUCCUGCGUCAGCGCAAGGUCAAGCUGUCGCAUCUGUUCCACCCCGAAGGCUCGGACUACUGGUACUGGCACGGCGUCAACUGGCGCGUAAUCCCUUGUUGGAUCGCGGGGUGGGCGCCCACUAUUGGUGGUCUGAUUGUUAGCGCGAAGAAGGACGAGAGCGCACCUGAUGCGAUCUACGAGUUAUAUUACAUUGCGUUUUUCGUCGGUUUCUUCAUCUCGUUUUUGUUGUUUUACCUUGCUAACAUCACAUUCCCAUUGCCCAAUCUGGGCGAGUUUGAUGAGGAGGAUAAGUACGGCACUUUUACGGCGGAAGAGGCAGCUAACCUGGGUGUUGUGCCGACUGACUCUGUAGUCGCUACGGGACUCGGAAAGGACGAAGGAUUCGAUACCCAGGUCAAUGAGAUUUCAGAUGGCAGUUCGGCUGGGGAGAGAAAAUGGUGGAGCUUCAGGCAUCGUCGAGGAGAUUGA
Molecule: messenger RNA, 1887 nt
Organism: Diaporthe amygdali
Lineage: Eukaryota; Fungi; Ascomycota; Sordariomycetes; Diaporthales; Diaporthaceae
Product: Thiamine transporter THI72
Exons: 6
Coding region: 1-1887 (628 amino acids)
Biological process (GO): transmembrane transport; nucleobase transport
Cellular component (GO): plasma membrane
Molecular function (GO): nucleobase transmembrane transporter activity
Source: RefSeq, a predicted model, not a curated record